GACGGAUUUCUUGGGUUGUCGUCACUUUCUUUUACCCUGUCCCGCCCUCAGCCUCCAUCUAUCUAUCAUCUUUCUUCUUUCUUUCUCAAAGCCUACAUCUUGUAGCCUCUAGGCGCCACUCUCCCUUGUGUUUUUUUGUGUAUUUUCAUACUCGUAUCCUUUCUUGCAUGUGUUCCUGUUUUGUAUAACCCGUUUUCUCCCCUUCCAAAUGGGUCUUCACUUAAGCUCUGCCUGGAGCACCCCCAGGGGCUGGAGGCUGAUUACAGUAACACUCGUCGCCCUGACCUUGCUGCUCGUUGUACCCCUCCAUCGGCUCAGCGACGAUUCACCGGGCGUUUAUGGACAUUUGACCAAUUAUCUCAGCCAUGAAGGUGCCGCAUACGAUGUCGAAGAAGGCUUCGUCGCCAACCUCAACGAGACGACUACCAACCAAAUACUGAACGAUAAGGAGCCUGCCGAAAAGGUUCCAUACGAUACGGAUUCGCCACAAUACACCGGCGAGAAAGGCAAAGAAGCCUCUGACAGCGCUGAGAAGCCUGCUGGAGCUCAACACCCAGAGGACGACAAGAAGCCGGAUGAUGCAGAGGACGAUGGAGCGGUUCUUGAGAUUGAUCAUGGCGACAGCGAUACACCUCAAAACACCGACCAGAUCCACAGCGAGGUGCCAAAGGAGACCACGAAGCCCGAGAGCAGCGAGACCGAAUCGCAUGGUGUACAAAGUGGUGAACCCAAGCCGCAAGAGGAUGGAAACAAGCCCGAAGAGGCCGAUAAGGAACACCGGCCACAGGACAACACGCAGCCUCAGAGUGGUGAAAAGAAACUCCAGGCCGAUGAGACAGCCCCAGGCGACGAGCAAAAACAACCACACAGUGAGACUAAGACCCAAGAGAGUGAGAACAAGCAUCAGCAGGGUGAAAACAAGGCCCAGGACGAUGGAGACAAGCAGCCUGAUGGUAUCAAGCUCUCUGAUCAGUCGCAAAACAACAAUGACCACAAGAACGAAGACGGCGAUAGCGCGACCAAGGCCCAAGUUUAUCAAGAUAGCGCGACAACCAGCAUCGCGAGUGAGUUCAUGCCUUCUCAAACGGCAGACUUGGAUGUUCCUUCGGGUCCUUUAUCAAACUGGACUGGAGUUUGCGAUGGAUUUCCCAACACCGAUGGUAUCAUGCUUGUCAUGAAAACCGGUGCCACCGAAGCAUUUACCAAGCUCCCGGCCCAUCUCUUGACGAGCCUGCAGUGUCUGGACGACUAUCUUCUCUUUUCUGAUCUGGACCAACAAAUCGACAAGUACCAAAUCUACGACGUCCUCAAGGACGUGAAGGAUGACGUCAAAAAAGGUCGCAAGGAAUUUGACCUCUACAAAGCCCAAACUGAGUGCCCAAUUGCUCAGCAGUAUUGUACCGAGAAUAUGAAGGAAGGCUGGAAUCUUGAUAAGUACAAGUUCCUCCACAUGGUAGAGAAAGCCUGGGAGAUGCGUCCCAAUAAGGAGUGGUACGUGUUUGCUGAAGCCGACACCUACGUCUUCUGGUCGAAUCUUGUGUGGUACCUUCGCAACAGGGUCAAUGGUACAGAGACACCAUACGUCGGCAGUGUUGCCAUGCUCAAGGGAAAGCCAUUCGCCCAUGGCGGCAGUGGUUAUGUCAUCCAUGGAGACACUAUGAGGAAGAUGGUUGAGAUUCCUGACUUGGCACACAAGUACGAUAUGAUGGCUACCCAUGAAUGCUGUGGUGAUUACCUCAUGUCCCUGGCUGUUAUGGAAACCGGCAAGAAGGUCAAACAAGCACACCCGAUGUUCAACGGCGAGAAGCCUGUAACCCUUCCAUUUGGCAACAAUCACUGGUGUGAGCCUCUCUUGACCAUGCAUCAUAUGAAUCCCGAGGAAGUCAGCGACGCCUGGCAUUUCGAGAAGACGCGACAGAAACAGGGGUUCAUCCAAAUCAGAGAAAUGUAUCACCAGUUUUGGGCUCCUCAGCUGGAGGCGGAGCACGACGAUUGGGAUAACUUGUCCGACGACGUCUGCUAUAUUGGAUUCGGUCCUGAAGCUCAGGGCAAGGCCACUGAUCACCAGAAGGGCCGGCAAAGGAAGGAAAACGAGAAGAAUGCCAUUGAGCAACACGCUCACCGAUCCAAGGAGCACUGUGCUAUGGUCUGCGAGGCUGAAAAUCUCGAUAUUUCGGAAGACGAUUAUUACAAUCUCAAGGACGACAAAGAACGCAACGAGAUGAUCAGGACCCGUUACAGUCAGAAGAAGGGCAACAAGGAGUGGCACACUGGCCGGCGCUGUUUCCAAUGGCGUUACCACAACAACGUGUGCUGUAUCGCCAGGAGUUUCAAGAGGGGCAAGCCUCGCAAAGAGCAAAAGCCCGAAGAGAAGUGGACAAGUGGCUGGUUUGUGCAAGGCAUCAACGAUUGGAUCGACGCCAAGGGUGACUGUACACCAAAGUGGAAGGAUUAAGCAGCGAUAGCACUCGACGUGCACUUCUCACUACUAUCAACCGGAGUGGAACAAGAUCAUGAGUGGUGUUUUGUAAUCCCUUUCGUGGGAUCGGCGUUUAAGGAAUUGGGUAAUUUGCAUCGUGAUAAAGGGAUAUUUCUUGGAUACAGAUGAACAUCUUCUUUUUCUUUCUUUCUUUUUUUGGGGUAUUGGGUCGGCGCAUUGUUGCAUGAUCUGUCAGAUUAGAGUAGAGCAGGCCAGAGGAGCAAACAUCAGGUUCACAACUGUUAGACAAAGAGAUAUGGCGGACACAGAUUCAUAUCAAUAGCUCCUUGUGCACACAACGACUUUGAAAGAAUUAUUGGAAGUAAGCUGACAGGUGUAUAAAAAUAAAAGCAUUAC
Molecule: messenger RNA, 2836 nt
Organism: Fusarium oxysporum Fo47
Lineage: Eukaryota; Fungi; Ascomycota; Sordariomycetes; Hypocreales; Nectriaceae
Exons: 3
Coding region: 209-2455 (748 amino acids)
Source: RefSeq, a predicted model, not a curated record